Molecule: messenger RNA, 1842 nt
Organism: Danaus plexippus (monarch butterfly)
Lineage: Eukaryota; Metazoa; Arthropoda; Insecta; Lepidoptera; Nymphalidae
Product: kelch domain-containing protein 3
Exons: 7
Coding region: 220-1362 (380 amino acids)
Cellular component (GO): cytoplasm
Molecular function (GO): protein binding; chromatin binding
Source: RefSeq, a predicted model, not a curated record
AACCGACUCGGACUUCAAAGUCAAAAGUUGUAAAACUAAUCAUAGAUCUGAUGUGAAAAUUUGAGUUGUAUUUGAUAUUUAUAAAUAAUGCGUUCAAUCUUUAAUAACAAUAGUAAUUAGUAUACAUCUAUAAACUAGUGACUGUUUACGUGUUUGUUAUAACUGGAGUGAAAAGAUCAUUUCUUUCCUUUGAAAAGCUAAAUCGGGAAGAUAGUUAGGAUGAGGUGGACAGUCCACAUAGAAGGUGGACCCAGGAGAGUUAAUCAUGCUGCUGUGUCUAUUGAAGAUAAAAUAUACUCCUUUGGAGGAUAUUGCUCUACAGAAGACUAUAAAGAUUGGGAGCCUAUUCCAGUCCAUGUACUGGACACAUCAACAUUAAGAUGGGCUCCGGUUAAUUAUAAAAAAAAUGAUGUUGUGCCAUUUCAACGGUAUGGGCACACUGCAGUCGCAUAUGGACAUAAGGUUUACAUGUGGGGCGGCCGAAAUAAUGCUGUUGCAUGUGACACUCUAUCGUGUUUUGAUACCAAGAAACUGGAGUGGAGUACACCUCAAGUGUCAGGCAUGGUCCCAUACGCUAAGGACGGACAUUCAGCUUGCAUUAUUAAAAACAAAAUGUACAUAUUUGGAGGAUUUGAAUAUAUAACAGAUCAAUAUUCACAAGACGUGCAUUGCUUAGAUUUAGAUACUAUGCAGUGGAGGUUCAUUAACACCCAUGGAUCUCCGCCAUGUUAUAGAGAUUUUCACACUGCUGUUGCGUAUAACAACAAAAUGUAUGUGUUUGGCGGCAGAGGUGAUUUAAACAGCCCUUAUAAUUCUGAAGAAGAAAUUUACUGUCCACAUGUUUAUUGUUUAGAUAUAGAAAAAGAAACUUGGUGUAACAUGAAUGCUAAAGGCGCUUGUCCCGAAGCCAGAAGAAGUCAUUCUGCAUGGAUAUAUAAAGACUUUAUGUACAUAUUUGGUGGUUUAAAUGCCAAAACAAAGACUCAUUUUAAUGAUCUGUAUAGAUACUCAAUAAAAGAUAAUUAUUGGGAAUAUCUGAAUGUCCAUGGCACCAGACCAUGCAAGCGGAGACGUCAAGCCUGCCUUAUAUAUAAAGAUAAAGUGUAUCUGUUUGGUGGUACAAGCCCUUGCACACACAAUAAUAAUAGGCCAAUAGACGAAAACGAUGAUAAUCCUGAAAGAUUAGUGGAUAACAGUGACCUUCAUGUGCUGGAUUACGCACCGACACUGAAAACACUAAGCAUACUUUGUGUAUUAGAAUAUAAUCUGGACCAAUACUCACUACCACAACAUAUAAUAAUGGAUAUAAAAAUGAUGACAACACCAAAUCGAAUCAGUAGGCCGAUAAACCAUGCUGGUUAAAUAAAUAAAAAAAAAAUAUGUGAACAUUUUACCAGGAUUUUUUAUGUCACUGUAAAUAUAAAAAAUUUGCCGCUAUGAUCGAGUCGGUGCUUAAGAAAGCUAAAUGUCUCUUUGCCCGAGACCUUUAUACUUGAAGCCUUUUAACUUAACAGUGUGCAUUAAGUCUUCCGAAAUAAAUUAUCACAAUAACCGCAUUAUUUUUAAAACUUCCUUGAAAUUUUAAUUAGCAGAUAACAAGCAGGAAGUCCAAAGAGUUUUACAUAACGUUUAGAAUAUCCUGCAUAUGUUUUAUUUAUUUACUGAAGCAUUCAACUUGACCUUGAACCAAAAUUCGACCAAAAUAUUUUAUUUGCUAAUUAUUGUCGUUCUGUUAAUCUUUUAAAAAUAUAAUUCAGUACAAAUGUGUUUUAACUAGAUUUUAUUAUUUAUUUUAAACUUAAAUAAAAUAUAUAAAAAAUAAUAACCUUUUAUUUGAGAUUA